AUGCUUGUACAGCUGCCUGCAGCAGCAGCAGCAGCAGCAGCAACAACAGCUCAGUAUAAGCAUCACCAGCAAAACCAGCAACGCCAGCAGCAGCAGCAACAGCAACCACAAAACAACAACAACAGCAGCAGCAGCAGCAGCAACAGCAGCAGCAGCAGCAACAGCAGCAGCAGCAGCAGCAGCAACAGCAACAGCAACAGCAACAGCAGCAGCAGCAGCAGCAGCAGCAUACGAGGAGAAAGUUUUUGCAUUGUUGUGUUGCAGGAGUGA
This is a messenger RNA of Eimeria mitis, 270 nucleotides long. RefSeq lists its product as uncharacterized. The transcript has a single exon. Lineage: Eukaryota; Apicomplexa; Conoidasida; Eucoccidiorida; Eimeriidae. The coding region runs from base 1 to 270 and encodes 89 amino acids. The record is from RefSeq and is a predicted model, not a curated record.